AUGAAUAUGGCGGGUGAAAUGACGGGUGAAUGGCCUAGAGGCCCUCUUGCCCAAAAAAUGGGUCUCAUAUAUCCUUCACAAUUCUCAGUGGUGAGACUUGAGCAUAUUAUAACCUGCAGGAUGAAAAAGAGGAAGAGUUCAGGAAGUAGCAUUGGUUGGUUGAGUUUGCGACCCAGCAGGUCCUUGUGGGUUCGAUGGAGAGCUUGCGGGUGGUUUACCCUUUGGCUUCUUUUUGGGUGGUUUUGGUUUUUUUUUCUGGUUAAUUUUGGGUGCUUUUACAUCGUUCUCACCUUUAUGAGAAUUCUGGUUGGAUUGUUGGCCGGAUUGCUCACCAGAAACCAGGUCUUUGUUGGGUUGCGGUGCUUUGUUUCCUUGCUUAGCAGUUCCUGGAGCAUUUUGAGGAGCCUUGGGUUUCUUUUUCUUCUUCUUUUUCUCGACAAUUUUUGGAUCGUUAGGUUCUUUCAGUACAUCUUUGUCUUUUGGAGUUUUUGGUUUCUUGGAUUUCUUUUUGGGCUUCUUGGUGGUUUCCUUUGUAUCCUUGUCCUUCUCGGAGCUCUUAUUUUUAGCCUUUUGGUCGGUGUUUUGGUUUUUAGCUUUGGGUUUCUUUUGCUUCUUGGGUGCUUUAAACAGAUACGACUCAGUCUUUCCAUCCAAAAACGCCACAAACCGCUGAAACUGUGCAAGCUGCUCAAUUGUCUUCUUCUUCUUCCUCUCCUUGAGUAUCGUUCGAGGAACAGCAGCAUACUCUUUAUUCUCGUACAAUGCCUUUCCUAUUAUUGGAACACUUGCACCGUUCAGUUCCCCGUCUGA
Messenger RNA from Meyerozyma guilliermondii ATCC 6260, 810 nucleotides. RefSeq lists its product as uncharacterized. Lineage: Eukaryota; Fungi; Ascomycota; Pichiomycetes; Serinales; Debaryomycetaceae. The record is from RefSeq and is a predicted model, not a curated record. Bases 1 to 810 code for a protein of 269 amino acids. The transcript has a single exon.